AUGUCCUCGUAUCGUGGCGAGGUGGGCGCUUGGGACGGCGGUCCCCCGGGCGCCGAGGCGGACUACGCGCCGCAGCAGGCGCCCCCGCUGGCCGCGCCCUUGCCCACCACCGACCCCUGGACGGGGGUCAGCUACAGUCAGUACGGCCAGCCUCAGUACGACUACCAGGCGUACAGUGCCCCUGGUUACGGUUAUAAUUAUGAUUCCACAUAUUAUCAGAGACCAGAAAGUGGCUAUUACGAUAAUUCUAGGGCUCCUUAUCCAGCGGUGCAAGAAAACUACGAAUACAAUCAGUCUCGUGAUCACUCCAGAUCUAAACGUGUGUCUCGUGAUUACGAUCGCCAACGUCCUUCAUAUAGGUCCGAUUCCAGGAGUCAAUCUCCUUACAAUCGCGAAAGAGAGUAUUCAAAAAAGAGAGAGAGUAGCUAUGAAGGAAGAAGACGUAGAUCCAGAAGUGCCUCUAAAGCAAAACACUCAAAGUAUUCUUCUAGUGAUCGAUCGAGCAGGUCUCGGUCGUAUUCAGAAUCACUAACUAAAAAAGGCAAAAAUAAAACACGAUCUGGUUCAUCUAGUUCAUCGAGAUCUGAUAGAUCUUAUAAGAAUGCUGAAACCGAUAGAGAUGAACAUUCUAUGACUCCGCCAUUGAAAACUGAUUCAUUUCGUAAUAGAUCUUAUAGUAAAGAACAAGCAAAAAGUAGGUCACCAAGAUAUAGCAGCGAGAAAUCAAAAAGUAAUAAAUCUCUAUCUAGGAAACAGACUAAGUCUAAAGAGGAGAGGGAGAGAGAUGUUUUCACUCCACCUAAAGUGAGAUCAGUGUCACCAAAAUCACAUAAAAGAUCUGAUAGAUCUUCAGCUACUCCACCGACAACAUACAAGAGAUCAGAUCGUUCACCUCAAAGUAAGAGCAAACAUAGAGACCGCAGGUCGAGAACUCCACCAAAAAAGCCUAGAGAUAGUUCUGUGACCCCGCCACGGUGCUACGCUAGAAGCCGUUCAACGUCUACCUCUAGAUCUCGUUCAAGGUCCUUGACUCCUAGGACAAAACGUAAACGAUCACGCACGCCGAAAUCGCGUAGAAGCAGAUCUUCCUCAUCCAGCAAAAGUUCAGGAUCGUCGAGGUCACGAUCGAAAUCACGCCGUGGAAGACGUAAAUCAUCAUCAAAACAUAGAUCUCGUAGUAACAGUCGGUCAGUGAGUAAAGGUAGAUCGAAGUCACGACGUCAUUCCAGUUCACGAUUUAGAGGGAGAAAACGAUCGAGAAGCCAGAAUGAUUCGAAAUCACGAUCUAGAUCGCGGAGUUCUCGGUCUCGUAGCCGAAGCCGAACACCUAGUGAUGAAGAAUGUCGAGGACAAUUUACCGUGGCAGACAGAAAACGGUUUUGGAAGUUGCAUAGAAAUAGGCAGGCCGAAAGAUGUAAAACUCCACCUAAAGAAAUAAAGCCUCCACCCGGCGCCAUCGAGUCCACUGCAGUGGAUGAUAUAACAUAUGGUGACCCCCCUGAGGUUGAAGGACCAAAUUUUGCUGAUCUAUUGCAUACUCCGGAACAAGUAAUGCAAGCCCCAUCAACUUCCAAAUCUAAACCACUUCCAAUACCUAUAAAGAAUGACGGCAGUUUUCUUGAAAUGUUUAAAAAGAUGCAAGAAGAGACAAAAAAGGCUGAAGUAGCAGAGAAGAAGCCAGAAAUUAAAAAGCCUGUUUUACCUUUCAUUGGUAAAAGACGCGGUGGGAGAGUAUUAAAAACUGGAUUAGUUAAAAAGGCUAAAGCGAUUGAUGAACAAACAGUAGAUAACACACCAAAAGAUGCUUGGUCACUGUAUAUGCAAGAGGUUAAAAAGUACCGGGAGACAUCUUGUGAGGAAGAAAGAAAGACUAGGCCUCUAGUAAAA
Messenger RNA from Brenthis ino (lesser marbled fritillary), 1887 nucleotides. Lineage: Eukaryota; Metazoa; Arthropoda; Insecta; Lepidoptera; Nymphalidae. The record is from the annotation of a GenBank genome assembly.